AUGGUACUCUUGGUGGAAAGGAUUAGCAAACUAUACUUCAAACUGGAGAACCAUCACCAGAGCCAGCAACCUGAAGCCUUAUCAGCUACUUUACAGGCUUUUAGAUCCGAUGUUUCAGACUGCGUACACAAAUUGUGCUUGGAUUUGAGACCCGGGUCAGAAAUCCUGUCCUUCUCGUGGAUCCAACAAUGUUUUCAGCUUAUACCCUCGAUCAAUAAAGCUUUUGCGAAGCUAGUUGUUGAUAUAGACUACCAUACGAGCAAAUGGAAGUCUCAGUCCAUUGAAGAAUAUCUCAAGUAUAGCUUGAGCUUGCUGGAUCUUCUUAACUCUAUUAGUUCUUCCCUGUCUCAUUUAGGACAAGUUCGGCUUUCUUCGGCUCAUGCUUUGAGCCUUGUGGAGAGUUCACCUUCCUCAGCAAUCGAGCAUUUCAACGCAAUCAAGUUCAACAGAUCAAUCAAGGAUUUCGAAGGCCAAGAUGACAAGGAAAAUGAGAAAGACCUACCUUUAUCUGAUGAGGAAUGGAUCAUUAAUCAAGCUUUGAUAGAACUAAAGAGUGUAGGAUUCUGGGUAUGUUAUGUUCUGUUGGCUGGUUUGUCCGGUGAUGCUAAGGCAUACUUGGAGAUAAGAAAAUCGGCUGGUAUGUUCUCUAACUCUUCAGUGAUCAAACUGGACAUGAGUAUUUCUGAAGCAAUGAUGGAUAGAGGGGUUGUGUUAAAGGAGGUUAAAGAGCUGAAUGAUGCAGCAGCUUGCAUUGCAGCUGCCACGGCUAUUGAAAAGGUAAGUAAUCAAGCUGAGGAGAUGCAGAGAAGAUUGAAAGCGUUCGAGCAGCUACUGGAUGGUUUGGAGAAGGAAGUCAACUCUCUCUUCUCCAAAAUAUUGGCUGAAAGAAACGAAUUGCUAGAUGGCAUUCGACUUAGGAAACAAUAA
Messenger RNA from Dovyalis caffra, 927 nucleotides. NCBI's taxonomy places the organism in Eukaryota, Viridiplantae, Streptophyta, Magnoliopsida, Malpighiales, Salicaceae. The record is from the annotation of a GenBank genome assembly.